Messenger RNA from Oryza sativa Japonica Group (Japanese rice), 1377 nucleotides. NCBI's taxonomy places the organism in Eukaryota, Viridiplantae, Streptophyta, Magnoliopsida, Poales, Poaceae. The record is from RefSeq and is a predicted model, not a curated record.
UAUACUACUACUCCAGUUCCCUAGCUAGAUAUCGCCAAGUGUAAAGCUAGAAAUAUAUGCGUGCAUCGUCCCGACAAAAAACAAAUAAUAUUCUCCAUUUCCCUGGACAGAGAAAGAGAGAGAGAGAAUUCUAGUGUGAGUUGAGUGAGAUAGUGUGUGGAGCAUCUGCUAUAUAAAAGGGAGAGUUGUAGUGUGAGUUGUGGUAAGCAAGAGAUAGGGAUAAGGGGAAGAGGAGGAAGAAGGAGGAGGUGUAGGGAGAAACCGGAGCAACCUCGAAGCUAGUCCAAACUAGUGGGAGGUUGUCUUUCCGGCAAGCCGGAGCCCGGAGCUAUCGAUCAUCAAGCUUUCUACCCCGACCGACGAGGAAGAAGACGACUGAUCAAUUGAUCAAACCGAUCUCUCCAUAGCUAGGUAGACAGGAGGAGAGGAGGAAGAAGAGGGGGAGAGGAGACUUAUCUUGAUCGAUGGCGCGAGGCAAGGUGCAGCUCCGUCGCAUCGAGAACCCGGUUCACCGUCAGGUCACCUUCUGCAAGCGCCGUGCCGGCCUGCUGAAGAAGGCCAGGGAGCUCUCCAUCCUCUGCGAGGCCGACAUCGGCAUCAUCAUCUUCUCCGCCCACGGCAAGCUCUACGACCUCGCCACCACCGGAACCAUGGAGGAGCUGAUCGAGAGGUACAAGAGUGCUAGUGGCGAACAGGCCAACGCCUGCGGCGACCAGAGAAUGGACCCAAAACAGGAGGCAAUGGUGCUCAAACAAGAAAUCAAUCUACUGCAGAAGGGCCUGAGGUACAUCUAUGGGAACAGGGCAAAUGAACACAUGACUGUUGAAGAGCUGAAUGCCCUAGAGAGGUACUUAGAGAUAUGGAUGUACAACAUUCGCUCCGCAAAGAUGCAGAUAAUGAUCCAAGAGAUCCAAGCACUAAAGAGCAAGGAAGGCAUGUUGAAAGCUGCUAACGAAAUUCUCCAAGAAAAGAUAGUAGAACAGAAUGGUCUGAUCGACGUAGGCAUGAUGGUAGCAGAUCAACAGAAUGGGCAUUUUAGUACAGUCCCACUGUUAGAAGAGAUCACUAACCCACUGACUAUACUGAGUGGCUAUUCUACUUGUAGGGGCUCGGAGAUGGGCUAUUCCUUCUAACACUAAUAAUGGCCUGGGGGAUACUUGUGUUCAUUACUAGUGUGUAAUAUGGUUAAUAAUGCUUGUGUUGCUGUUUGCUUUGCUAUUCUGAUGUACCUUAUUUAGACAAGUUCCCGCAGGAAGUGUCUUUUAGUAUUGUAUUUGUCUUGGGCUGUGGUGCUUUGUUUUUCCCUAAAGAACUCUUGAGGAGCUCUGUUGUUGAACCAUUUCAAGUAAUUGAGACUAUUGUUUCCUGGAACGUUUA